Adineta ricciae is the source of this 2934-nucleotide messenger RNA. The record is from the annotation of a GenBank genome assembly. NCBI's taxonomy places the organism in Eukaryota, Metazoa, Rotifera, Eurotatoria, Adinetida, Adinetidae.
AUGUUAAGACAGCCGAAAGAAUUACGAAAAUAUCAAAACAACGUUGAUGUUUGCAGAGACAGAUACCUAUCCGGCAAAAGCGACAGGAGAAUUUACCAUGGCCAUUGGUUAAAACAUCACGUAGGACCAUGUAUUUUCACUGAAAUGAUAAAUACCAUCGGCCAACACGAAGCGUUUUUUCAUCGACAACUGAACAAUCAUCAGAAUAUCAUUCAGACAUACGGCGAACUGGAAAAUGUGGAUAACUUUGUUAUUUAUAUACAAGAAUUUGCUCCGUAUGGCAAUCUCGCUGAUUCAUUGUACGAAGAGCCUUUACCGCAAACGGUUUUAUUGGAAAUAUUUCUACAAAUUGCAAGCGGAAUGAGUUAUAUAGCUAGUCAAGCGAUUGUUCACGGAGAUUUGACUUGUCGAAAUGUUUUAUUAUGUCGAAACGAUCUGAACCAAGCGAGAAAUAAUUUGGUGAAAAUAACAGAUUUCCGUCUAGCACGUUUUUUGAACGACAGCAGACUUGAUGCGACGAAGCUUCUCGUGUCAAAACGAUAUUGUGCGUUAGAAAUCCUACGAUGUAAUAUUGCAUCGAAUUAUACUGAGAAAUCAGAUAUUUACUCCAUGGGUGUAUUGAUGUGGGAAGCUGUAUCAAAUAGUGAAGUUCCUUAUUCACAUAUUGCGGAUGAGAAUGCUGUCGUACGAAUCAAACUACAGGAUGUUAAAUUAGAACGACCAAAGAAUUGUGAUGAUCAAAUGUGGACUCUUAUGAAUCAAUGCUGGAAUGAUAAACCAGACCUUCGACCGAAUUUUAACGAGCUUAACAUUUGUUUAACUACGAUUCAACUCACCGAUAUCCCAGAAAUUCAAAAAUCAAGGUCAACAUACGAACCAGCAAAUGGUUUUCCGUAUGAAUUGAAUGUUCAUGUGACGAAAAAAGACCUCCUCGGAGGAAAAUUUCGUCAAAUUUUUGAAGCUGAAUGGUUGAUUGAUGAUCGAAGAGCGAUUGUUUUGAUUGCAAUAAACGAUGCACCAACACACAAUGAAUUGUUAUGUUACGAAAAUCUUCGAAGAUGUCAAUAUAUAACUGAAACAUAUGGAUUCGUUCAGAAUAGUAUCGGAAUAACUUUAUUAUUGCAAGAACGCGCUCCACAUGGCCAUCUUCAAGAGUUAUUAGAGAAAAAGAGCAUGGUUUCAUCGACAGAAGUUCUCAUUUCAAUCUUUAAACAAAUCACCGAAGCAAUGAUCUAUAUGAUCGAUAACAAAAUGAUUCAUGGAGAUUUACGUUGUGCGAAUGUCCUUGUCUUCCAAAUGGAUUCGUUAAACCUUGAUAAAAAUCUAAUUAAACUAAGCAAUUUUGCAUUCGCACGACCAGAUAAUCCAGAUCUUACAUAUGAUGAUGCACUACCACAUCCUCCACUAGAAUAUUGUGCACCCGAGAUUCUUCGAAGUGUCGGUCGACGAAAUUAUUCGAAUUUCUCUGAGAGUUAUUCGAUGGGAGUACUAAUGUGGCAGGCUUGUUCCCAAGGCAGACUUCCAUAUCAAGGACUAUCAAUACGACAUAUACGAGAAAAAAAUUUACGUGGAGAUAUAUUGCCAAGACCAUUUACGUGUGAUCGCCAGAUUUGGGCAAUUAUCAAAGGUUGCUGGCUUAUGGACCCAAAGAGUCGGAACAGUUUCAAAACGAUUAAAGAAAAACUGUUCAAAAUUGACCUUCGAUCAUCCUUUCGCUUUGAACUUGAUGUUAAUUGCACAAAACACGAUCGAAUCCAUGGAAAAUACGGACGAACAUUUUACAAUGUUACAGCCAGAGGAUAUGAUAAAUCCUCAAUUGUAUUAGUUGAAUUGAAUAGCGAUACAUCAGAACGUGAAGCGUCGUUCUAUAUAGAGCUUAGUUCAUUCCCACAUAUAGUACCUACGUUUGGUUUAGUUAGAAACAAUCUUGGUAUAACUAUGUUGAUACAAGAACGUACUCAAUUUGGUGAUUUACGAACAUUAUUACAAACGAAACAAUUCGUUCCAUCUUUGAGAAUCUUGUUGAAGAUUUUCUUACAGAUUAUUGAUGCGAUGAUUUACAUCGUCAGCAAAGAUCUCGUACAUGGUGAUCUUCGUUGUGCAAAUGUAUUGAUGUUUGAAAUGAAUUCGUCUGAACCUCAAAAAAUUCUAAGUAAACUAACAAAUUUUGGGUUAACUUGUACGAAUGAUAAGUCAUUUAACAAUACGCGACAAACGCCCAUUCCGGUGAGAUAUUGUGCCACAGAAAUUCUUCAAACGCACGAUGCAUCGAUGUACUCGGAAUCUGCAGAUAUGUAUUCAAUGGCUACAUUGAUGUGGCAAGCAAGUUCACAAGGAGAGAUUCCUUAUGGUUUCGAUACGGAUGACGCAAUUGUUCGUCAGAGAAGAUUGGAUGGCGAGAAGCUACCAAAGAUAGCAGGCUUCCCUGAAGGGCUAUGGAAAGUUAUGGAAGAGAGUUGGUCUGAAACGCCGGAAGUACGACCUAGUUUUACUGUCCUCAAGCAACUGUUACAGAAAGUUGAAAUUCGAGAUUCACAUACUCUUCCUCAGUCUUCGGUUAGUCCAUCAAGUAGAAAUAGCAUGCCAUCCGAUCGUCAAAAUGGGCAUACCCUAAAUGCCGUACCCUCAGCCAAAAAAGAUAACCAACUUAAUUAUCAAAAUUCAUCGGUUAAACCAGAUCCUAUUCAGACGUCAUCAACAAAUAAACAUUCCCCUGCUACUGAUGAACCACAAUCUUUUUUCAUAUGUGACAAGUGUGGUCGAGAGGUUCCUACUCAACGAACUGCUAUCCACGCGGCAUUAUGUCAAUCAGUGAAAGCGAUUUCCACACCCAAAUCUUUGCGUCCAGAGCCUGGUUUAUGUGCACGCGUUUGCUCGUGUCUACCUUGCUUCAAUAAUCUUAAAGAUAGGUCACCAACUUACCAGACAACAUAA